Messenger RNA from Periophthalmus magnuspinnatus, 1908 nucleotides. RefSeq lists its product as uncharacterized. The transcript has 13 exons. Bases 31 to 1908 code for a protein of 625 amino acids. Lineage: Eukaryota; Metazoa; Chordata; Actinopteri; Gobiiformes; Gobiidae. The record is from RefSeq and is a predicted model, not a curated record.
CAUCUCAUGUUGAGCAGAAAGUGAGACGACAUGGACCUGACAGCUUCCUCCAUCUCUCUGAUGAUGAAUGUGCUGGUGCUGAUGUUGACUGUUCACUACGGCCUUUCACAAACAUCAGAGCGUACUUUCCCUCAUAUUGUCCCGUCACAACUGCAGCUCUUAGAAUACUCCAAUCUCACUGUGACAUGUGAGGGAUUUUUCAAUGACCUGAUCAAAUGGAGGGUGCUGCGGAGAAAAGGGAAAGGAAACCAAAAAACUUCUUGUAACAAAGAAGGUUUAACUUCUGUAAUGUGUCACAUUCCAAUGGUGUACCCGGGCGAUUCUGGAGAAUACUGGUGUGAGAGCGAGAACAGAAGGAGAAGUGAGAGCGUCCAGAUCACAGUCUCAGCAAAUGUAAUCCUGAAGAGUCCAGUUCGUCCGGUGAUGGUUGGAGAUAAUGUUACUCUUCGUUGCCUUAAAAACCCAAACCUAAAACCCUCCACAAAGUUUGACUUCUACAAAGAUGGCGUCCGUGUGGACACAAGUUCAUCUGGAGAGUUGACCCUCUACAACAUCUCACUGUCCGAUCAGGGGCUUUAUAAAUGUAACAUAUCUGAAAAGAAGUUUUCAAAAGAAAACUGGCUCCAAGUUAAAGCUGUGCUCUUGGAGUGUCCUGAUCAGCCUGUGAUGGAGGGAGAGAACGUGACUCUGUUCUGUAGAGACAAAAUGGCUGCUGCAAAAUACAUGUCCUUUUUCUACAAAGACGAUGAAAUGAUCGGGAACAGUUCCUCUGGAAAGUUGAUUCUGAACAAAGUUUCCAAAACGGACGAAGGAGUUUACAAGUGCCAAACCUCAGAGGACAGAGAGUCUGAGGAGCAGUGGUUGGCUGUGAGAGUGAAUAGCUCCGUCACGUCUGUCCAUGAUUCUUCAGGUGAAACAGGGUCUAUUUGGGCUCUGUUGGUCUCUGUUCUAGUCGUUCUGCCUUUGCUGCUGAUAGUUUUGAUGAUCAUCUGUAAAAACUGCAAAGGUACAAACAGUUCUGGUCCAGACUCCAGACGUCCAGCCACAGAGCCUGAGCAGCCCAGAUCUAUUUAUUCUGUGGUCAACGUCAACAUGAACACACAAGACCUAAAAGGACCUUCAGUUACAAGCGGUGAAGAUGAACCGAAGUACGGUGUUUUACUUAAAAGAAACAGUUCUGUGUACCAUGAUUUAAGGCCCCAAAGUUCUCUCAAGCUGGCUGCUAUCACCCCCAUCCUCAAAAAACCCAACCUUGACCCUGAUAACUGUGCAAAUUUCCGUCCCAUAUCCAACCUUCCCUUUCUGUCUAAAAUCCUCGAACGUGUCGUCGGAGCCCAACUCCAAACCCACCUCACCUCCAACAGUUUCUAUGAACCCUUCCAGUCCGGCUUCCCCUUGGACACAAUCAGCCACUCCAUCCUCCUGUCCCGCCUCAAAAACUCACUCAACAUCACCGGCUCUGCUCUCCUCUGGCUCCAGUCCUACCUCACAAACCGGCCCCUGCAGCAGGGAGUCCCCCAAGGUUCGGUGCUUGGUCCUCUCCUCUUCAUUCUCUACAUCCUCCCCCUCGUCAACAUCAUUCGUCGUCACGGUCUCCGCUUUCACUGCUACGCUGACGACAUCAAACUUUACAUCUCCACAACAUCCAUCAACCCCACAAUCCACUCUACUCUCACCCACUGCCUAACAGACAUCAAAAACUGGAUGAAUCACAAGUUCCUCAAACUAAACAGCGACAAAACAGACUUCAUCAUCAUCGGUCCACACAACAUCACCAAAUCCUCACAACACUUCACCCUCCACUUUGACAACACCACACUCUCUCCAUCCUCACUCAUCCGCAACCUCGGCAGUUGUGAUGUGGCUGAGGUGAGUUUGUCUUUCCGAAACUCUCAGAGACAAAAAUAA